Molecule: messenger RNA, 4266 nt
Organism: Chelmon rostratus (copperband butterflyfish)
Lineage: Eukaryota; Metazoa; Chordata; Actinopteri; Chaetodontiformes; Chaetodontidae
Gene: chsy1
Product: chondroitin sulfate synthase 1
Exons: 4
Coding region: 303-2702 (799 amino acids)
Cellular component (GO): Golgi cisterna membrane
Molecular function (GO): glucuronosyl-N-acetylgalactosaminyl-proteoglycan 4-beta-N-acetylgalactosaminyltransferase activity
Source: RefSeq, a predicted model, not a curated record
GCGAUCUCGACAGUCCGACAUUCUUCCAACGGCGAGAUAAUGACGAGAAUGGGGCCGCUUUACAAGGCAAAGAAAAAAACUGCUGCAUUUAUUGAUCGGCGCUGAAGUUUGCCGAUAUUCGAUAGCGACGGACAGCUUGAUGGUCAGAGGGAGCAGCGGCAUAGAACGUUUCAGGUGGCGGCUUCAAGGAGACUGCUGUGAUGCUACGUAGGCAACUGGAAGAAAGGGGCUUUUCUACCAUGAGAGAAUAAGCUGUUUUAGGAUACAGUGAGGAUACACGGCGAGUGGUGAACUUUUGGGGAAUGGCAGGUCGAAGCCGAAGAGCAUGGUUUAGUGUUCUGUUGGGACUGGUUGUCGGGUUCACACUGGCUUCCAGACUCAUUUUACCCAAGGCGACAGAGUUGAAGAAAGCUGGACAAAAACGAAAAGCAAACCCUGCCGGCUGCGGGUUGAACGGGGGUCUCAGAAAGGAAUACGGCGGAGUACAAUGGCCACCGCAAGAUAACGGUUCACCGGCGACCGAGAAACCUGGCUCCAGGUCCAAUAAUUUCCUGUUCGUCGGCGUCAUGACUGCCCAGAAGUACCUGAACAGCCGGGCCGUGGCGGCACAUAGGACGUGGGCACAGACAAUUCCAGGUCAUGUCGAGUUCUUCUCCAGCGAGGGCUCUGAUACGUCCAUACCGAUUCCCAUAGUGGCUCUGAGGAAUGUGGAUGACUCGUACCCACCCCAGAAGAAGUCCUUCAUGAUGCUCAAGUAUAUGCAUGACCAUUACCUGGACAAGUACGAGUGGUUUAUGAGGGCGGAUGACGACGUCUACAUCAAGAGUGAGAAGCUGGAGAGCUUCCUGCGCAGUCUCAACAGCAGCGAGGCCAUAUUCCUGGGACAAACAGGCAUGGGAGCCCGGGAUGAGCUGGGGAAAUUGGCCCUGGAGCCCGGAGAGAACUUCUGCAUGGGUGGGCCAGGGGUAAUCAUGAGCCGUGAGGUCCUCAAGAGGAUGGUGCCUCACAUCCGAGAGUGUCUACAGGAGAUGUACACCACCCAUGAGGAUGUGGAGGUGGGCCGAUGUGUCAGAAGGUUUGCCGGGGUCCAGUGUGUCUGGUCCUAUGAGAUGCAGCAGCUCUUCUAUGAGAACUAUGAACCAAAUAAGAAGGGCUAUAUACGAGAUCUCCACAACAGCAAGAUCCAUCGAGCGAUCACCCUCCACCCCAACAAGAACCCUCCCUACCAAUAUCGCCUGCACAGCUAUAUGCUCAGCCGCAAGAUCGCAGACCUGCGCCACCGGACCAUUCAGCUCCACCGGGAGAUCGUCCAGAUGGGGCGCUAUGGAGCGGCAGAACCCAGCCGAGAGGACCUCCAGCUUGGCAUGCCACCCUCAUUCAUGCGCUUCCACCCACGGCAGAGAGAGGACGUCCUGGAGUGGGAGUUUCUGACAGGGAAGUACCUGUUCUCAUCGUCUGACGGUCAGCCUCCCCGCCGUGGAAUGGAUUCCUCCCAGAGGCAAGCCCUGGAUGACAUCAUCAUGCAAGUGAUGGAGAUGAUCAAUGCCAAUGCCAAGACACGGGGGCGGGUCAUUGAUUUCAAAGAAAUUCAGUAUGGCUACCGGAGGGUCAAUCCUUUAUACGGGGCAGAGUAUGUGCUGGAUCUGCUGCUGCUGUACAAGAAGCACAAAGGAAAGACCAUGACAGUUCCUGUGAGGAGGCACGCCUACCUGCAGCAGACCUUCAGCCGGAUCCAGGUCAGAGAGGAGGAGGAGAUGGAUGCCAGAGCUCUGGCCAGCCACAUCAACAAGGAAUCAGACUCCCUCUCGUUCUUGUCCAACUCCCUUAAGAUGCUGGUGCCCUUCAAGCUGGCCACCUCUGGUCAGGACCAGAGGGAACCGAAAGAGAAGAAAGUCAACAUCUUGGUACCGCUGUCAGGACGCUAUGACAUCUUUGUGCGCUUCAUGGCCAACUUUGAACGAGUUUGUCUGAUCCCCAACCAGAAUGUCAAGCUGCUGAUCCUGCUCUUCAGCACAGACAACAACACAGAGCGGGUCAAGCAGGUGGAGCUGAUGAGGGAGUACCACAUGAAGUAUCCCCGGGCCGAGAUGGAGAUAAAGCCUGUCACCGGCUCCUUCUCCAGAGCUCUGGCUUUGGAAGUGGGUUCCUUACACUUCUCUAAUGAUUCACUGCUCUUCUACUGUGACGUGGAUCUGCUCUUCACUAGCGACUUCCUCAAGCGCUGUCGGACCAACACUGCCCUGGGGGAGCAGUCCUACUUCCCCAUCAUCUUCAGCCAGUAUGACCCUAAGGUGGUGUACGCUGGGAAGGUCCCUAGCAACAACCACUACGUCUUCACGUCCAAGACGGGCCUGUGGAGGAACUACGGCUUUGGGAUCGUUUGUGUCUACAAGGGAGACUUGGUCCGAGCUGGAGGCUUUGAUACCUCCAUACAGGGGUGGGGAUUGGAGGACGUGGACCUUUUUAAUAAAUUUGUCCAGUCAGGGAUUAAGUUGUUCAGAAGCACAGACACAGGGAUAGUGCACGUUCACCACCCUGUCAUAUGUGACCCCAACCUGGAGGCGAAGCAAUAUAAGAUGUGCCUGGGCUCCAAAGCCUCGUCACAUGGCUCCACACAACAGCUGGCCGAGCUCUGGCUGGAGAAGAAUGACCACGGCUUCAGGAGACUGGCCAGCAAUAACGGCUCAGUUAGGACAGCGUGAGAAAAGCCGGGCUGCAGACUGAGAUAAACUGAACCCGAACUGGGUCUGCGCUCACUUCCUCCUCCUAGUGGUGUUUUCACUACCUAAUUUAUUUUUUACUGAAAUUGAAGACUUCACAUGGAUAUAUUUUGAAAAUAUGUCUUUUUUUUAAAGAAAAUAUACAGAAACGCCAUGAUGAACAAUUCAUAGACACAGUCUGGGCUCUAGUAUGGAGAUACGUGUUUUGAUUAAUAAUAGAAGUAAUAUUGACCAGUAUUCUUGUGUGAGCGUGAUUACAGCAGGGGCCCGAGGCUCCUCCAGCCUGUUACAUGUUAUCUGUAAGGACAGUGGGAGAAAGGGAGGCAGGGGUUAUUAAUGUGUACCUCAGUGAAGUACACCGUCAUGGUCCUUAAAUAUUCCAUUUGUCUUGUGUGCAGAAAACAGACUGGUGUCCAUGUACUCUCAGACCAGCAGUGCUCGAAACAUAACUCAACUCUUGAUUGUGAAUGUUUACAAAAGACUGAUUCUGAACAACAUUUCAACGAAAACUUAAAUCACAGCUAUCUCAAUGAUUACUAUGGGCCAUUUAAUUUGAUUUCAUUGAUUUACAGUGGUUUUCUUUUCCAUUUGCUUUUAUGGUUUUGGUAAUAUGACACAACACUGUUACUGUUACUUUUCUUUCUUUGUUUUUGUUAUUUUCCUUUAUUAUUAAUUUCUGUGAACCCAACUGCUGGAUUUUAUAUCUGCAAUUCAUCCUUUGCUGUCUAAUUUAUUGAAUUUGCAGUCUCCAUUUUCGACUUUCUGACUGUUGAAAUAUGUAUAUUGGAAAGAUCGUAUAACCGUGUCAGUUGUGGGAUAGUGUUUUUUAUGUUCCUUUUCUAAAACUCAUUAUCACCAAAGAGUUUUGCACAGUCUGCUUUAGGUGUCAUGUUGCCUGUGUGUGUGUGCGUGCGUGUGUGUGUGCGUGCCUGCGCGUUUGUGCGUGUGAGUUAAUGUGUAUGUGUGCGUGCAUGCAUGGUGGGUGGUGUCUUGCAGGCUCAAACAUGAAACUGGCUGUAUAAUGAAGAGUAAACACAAAAGCUCUGUCUAUCCCAGGCCUUUCUGAUUGGUGAAGUGGGAACCAGUCUGGCCUUUAUUCCAGUGGGUUGACAUGGGAGCAGCGCUCUGGUCGGCCAGCUCAAGUCACACAUCACUGUCUCUUUAUAAAUUACUUUCUUUUAUGUUGAAAUACAAAGUGUUGUGGCUGGUCCCAGUCUACCGAGGUGUGGCUUCAGUGCUGAUUCCAUUGAGCUGUGAUGUGAAAACCCACAUUGUCUGGUCCUGUGCUACAGGUUUGAACAUUUCCUCGUGGCAGGCCAGAAUCACUGUCCUGCUCCUGCCUGUGUUGCCUAUAGGCAGGUACUGUACAUUGUAGCACUCCAUCGGAUUAAUGCUCCUCUUUCAGCAUUACAACAUGAAUGGCUGAUUUUUAAGACUGAUGUAACAGGAUGAGUCUUUUUUUUUUCUUUGACUUUUUUUGUAAUUUUUGUUCUUUCAGCUCUGUCCAACUGGGCAAGGUUUUCUAUUUAAAAAGAAAUAAAAUGGG